This is a messenger RNA of Ochlerotatus camptorhynchus, 645 nucleotides long. RefSeq names its product large ribosomal subunit protein eL31-like. Gene Ontology annotation, molecular function: structural constituent of ribosome. NCBI's taxonomy places the organism in Eukaryota, Metazoa, Arthropoda, Insecta, Diptera, Culicidae. The transcript has a single exon. The record is from RefSeq and is a predicted model, not a curated record. Bases 101 to 475 code for a protein of 124 amino acids. Gene Ontology annotation, cellular component: cytosolic large ribosomal subunit; ribosome. Gene Ontology annotation, biological process: cytoplasmic translation.
AUACAUUUUUCGUUUCCGGCAUCUCGGACUGCUUAGGAACACAUUUCGAUUAAUUAAAGGCUUUUAGUCUUUUAAUUAAUUCCGAUCAGAAAUCAACACAAUGACCAAGACCAAGACAGAGAAGAAGGCGAAAUCCGCCAUCAACGAAGUGGUGACCCGCGAGUGCACCAUCAACCUGAACCGUCGCCUGCACAAGGUUGGCUACAAGAAGCGCGCCCCGCGUGCCGUCAAGAUUGUGCGCAAGUUCGCCGAGAAGGAGAUGGGAACCAAUGACGUUCGGAUUGAUACCCGUCUGAACAAGGCUCUGUGGCACCGUGGAAUCCGGAACCCACCUUUCCGCAUACGCGUGCGCCUGUCCCGCCGCCGCAACGACGAUGAGGAUUCACCCAACAAGCCGUACACCCUGGUCACCUACGUGCCGGUGCCGGCGUUCAAGGAACUACAGACGGAGAAUGUUGAAUCGACCGACGAUUAGAUGAUGAUGCGCUGUAAAUUAUUUUACAACAAUAUUCAGAUAGAAUAAGAGUUGGGUGUGGUGCGUUCGGUUCAACGUGCUGCAAAACGUUGCGUUUUUUUGUAUGUUGGAAUAAAGGAAAAGAUUGGAGAGCAGAGUUGAAAAUAUAAGAAAAGUACUACAGGUGGAAA